AAUCAAAAGUUUUGCAAAAAUUUUGGCAAAGUGAUAAAAGUUCAAGUUUUACGAUCUUGAAAUAAUUAUAAGACUGAAUGUUAAAGUUGUUAUUGCUUUAAUUAGUGUUCUGUGUGUCACGAAUCCCAACAAACGUACCCAUUUCAAACAGUCUUCUUCGUUACAAUGACUUCGGUUUUGAGAAGAUCAUUUUUGAAUAAAUCAGGUGCAAAUUACCUUCUAGGAACUUCGUCAGCUGUAUCCCAAAAAUGGAACACUCAACAGAAAAGAAACCUGAACGUCCACGAGCAUAUAAGUUAUUCUUUCUUGCGCGACGCCGGAAUUCCGGUUCCAGAAUUUGGAGUAGCGAAAUCAAAACAAGAAGCAGGAGAGAUCGCUAAACGUUUGAAUGUCAAAGAUAUCGUUCUAAAAGCUCAGGUUUUAGCCGGUGGUCGUGGAAAGGGCCACUUUAAAGGCGGCUUGAAAGGAGGUGUUAAAAUGGUCUACACACCCGAAGAAGCCGAAAAAUUAGCCGGUCAGAUGAUUUCUGAUUAUUUGAUCACCAAACAAACGGGCGAAAAGGGACGUAUCUGUAACGCUGUGAUGGUGGCCGAACGUAAAUUCCCUAGAAAAGAGUAUUAUUUUGCCAUCAUGAUGGAAAGAGCUUUUUCAGGUCCAGUUUUGAUAGCUUCUUCUCAAGGUGGCGUAAAUAUCGAAGAAGUUGCCGCAGAGAAUCCUCAAGCUAUCUUAUACGAACCGAUCAAUAUUACCGAAGGUUUAAGCAAAGAUCAAGCUUUAAAAGUAGCAUCAUCCGUCGGUCUUGACGAUAAAAAAGAACAAACAGCCGACAUGCUUCUACGAUUAUACGAUCUUUUUUUGAAAAGAGAUGCUCUUCUAAUCGAAGUAAAUCCUUACGCCGAAGAUGCGUCCGGAAAAUUUUAUUGUUUGGAUGCUAAAAUGAGAUUCGACGAUAACGCUGAGUUCAGACAGAAAGAUCUUUUCGCUCUCCGGGACUGGACGCAAGAAGAUGAGAAAGAAGUGGAAGCUGCCAAACACUCUUUAAAUUACAUCGCUUUGGAUGGCGAUAUUGGCUGUUUAGUAAAUGGAGCUGGUCUUGCUAUGGCUACCAUGGAUAUUAUUAAAUUACACGGAGGUGAACCUGCUAACUUCUUAGACGUAGGAGGAGGUGCUACUGCUCAACAAGUGAAAGAGGCUUUCAAAAUUAUCACCGCUGAUCCUAAAGUAUGUGCCAUAAUGGUGAAUAUUUUCGGUGGCAUCAUGAGAUGCGAUAUUAUUGCCGAAGGUAUCAUCGCUGCUGCCAAAGAGUUGAACUUGAAAGUUCCUAUCAUCUGCCGAUUACAAGGAACAAACGUAGAUGAUGCUAAAGUACUAAUCGCUUCAGCAGCAAUGAAAAUUCUACCUGUUGAUAAUCUCGACGAAGCAGCUCGUUUAGCUGUCAAGCUCUCCAGCAUCGUAGGCUUAGCUCGACAAGCUAAAUUAUCCGUCAACUUUGAAAUACCUAUUUAAAAUCCAAAUGUAAGUCCAUCGUAUUUCGACAAAUUUCGAAUAUAUACUCGAGAUUUAUUCGAAUUGCUCUGUUUGUUUCCGUUUUAGAUUCACAUCCUACGAAAUAAAUCACCCUAUUUAACGAGUAUUCGAAACGUGUGAAAUUCCAACGCAUGUUACCGUUUUACUUUUUGAAUAUACGCGUACAUUUGUAUUAUUAUGUUUUUAAUUUAGUACAUAUGUACUUCUGUUUCAUUACUAGUCAUCAAGCAAAAUAUAUUACAUGUGUGUUAGUUGAUAAAAUUGCCAAUGACCGAAAUGUGAAACUUUUUAUACUUCUGAACACGAAUAGUAGGUUAGAUUUAUUUAAGUAUUAUUCUCGUAAUGCGAACUAUUGACGUAAUAUUGGUUACAACGUGCGACAACUUGCGUUUUUAAAAAUGUUAUUUAUGGUUUUGGGUUCUUCGGCCGGUAUUAUUGUUUAAAAAAUAAGAUUCGUGUUGUAAAAUAUUUCUAUAGUUUCGUCUCUAUUCUGCGAACAAAAACGAGAUACGUCGUUCCAUCCGAUAGCUUUAUGUUGUGCUAAUCACGCGCCUAUUUUUUUGCAUAUUAAGAUUUUAAAAAUGUAUGCUUUUGUUUUAUUAUUCAAAGAAUACCAUUGCUUCGAUUCAUCAUACAAUGUACGUUAUUUGUCUGUCCUUUGUUGCCCUUCUGUACAGCAUCUAAUACCCAUUAAAUACAAUAUUGUUUUUGUUGCGUUUGA
Messenger RNA from Planococcus citri (citrus mealybug), 2248 nucleotides. RefSeq names its product Succinyl-coenzyme A synthetase beta subunit, ADP-forming (gene ScsbetaA). The coding region runs from base 166 to 1506 and encodes 446 amino acids. Gene Ontology annotation, biological process: tricarboxylic acid cycle; succinyl-CoA metabolic process. The transcript is spliced from 9 exons. Gene Ontology annotation, molecular function: succinate-CoA ligase (ADP-forming) activity; metal ion binding; ATP binding. Lineage: Eukaryota; Metazoa; Arthropoda; Insecta; Hemiptera; Pseudococcidae. Gene Ontology annotation, cellular component: mitochondrion; succinate-CoA ligase complex. The record is from RefSeq and is a predicted model, not a curated record.